Zymoseptoria tritici IPO323 is the source of this 1494-nucleotide messenger RNA. RefSeq lists its product as uncharacterized. Lineage: Eukaryota; Fungi; Ascomycota; Dothideomycetes; Mycosphaerellales; Mycosphaerellaceae. The coding region runs from base 1 to 1494 and encodes 497 amino acids. The transcript has 3 exons. The record is from RefSeq and is a predicted model, not a curated record.
AUGCUUCGAGGCGCCGUAAAGGACCAUGAGCAGAAGAAUGGCCCGCCGCAUCUAUCUCAGUCGACAUUCCCCUCCUCACAAUCCAAGUCGACCACACAGUCCACGAACCCAGGAUACAGGCCUCCACUGAAACAAAGUUCGGCGUCUGCCGUUAAUGAGGUGAAGAGCUAUCAGACACACCGCGGAGGUAUCAAGAGGACAGCAAGCGGGUUGGCAAAAGCAAUGGGAGGAUCCUUCGACGAUGAGCGACCAGGCUCUCAAUAUCAGCCGAUUGUUCUAGGAGGAGGGUCUGCCCCACCGGAGGACUUCUUUGGCGAGAACGACUUCGACAGCGACAUCGAUCUCGAUGUGGAGGAGCCACUGGCUCUGGGUGGUAUCAGCUAUCCCGAGCUUCCCAAGCAGACCUCUCGUCCAAACCCUCCCAAGCAGGCAUCUCGAUCAAAUCAACCUCCAGGCCAGCAGAUCAGAUACCCUACAUUGCCGACUGCGCGAAGCACUGAAACCACCGCGACUCCAAGCCGUGGACUCAUGAGCCCGCCGGCGCGGACUGAGCUUCCUGGAAGUAGUGCUCCACUACCUUGGUCCUCGUCGCCUCUCGAACACUUCAGUUCUGCACUGCCGCAGCAGUCUCUCCAGAAAUUCGCAUUCGACGGACGUCAACCUACGAGCAAGGACACGCUGCGCAGAGCUUCGCCAGAGCCGAAGCCCGCUAAGAGGAGAACAUUGCCUUGGCAGGCACAAACUUCGGAAGAGCCUCCACGCACUGCUGCUCCGCGAACCCAGAUCUUUGCUGGAAUGCUCAACGAGAUGCGUGAGGGUCGUCUCACCGAAUCAUCAACAGCAGCCUUCAGGAAAUUGUCACGACCUCUCAGCUUCGACGACAUGCUUGACGCUACAGAGCUCUUCCCCACGCGUAAUGAGGUUGAGGGAGCGAAUGCAAAUCGACUUCAUCUCUUACAAGGAAACAUGUUUCCCUUCCCAGCCAAGGAUGGCGGCUCCAUCACCGACAAGGGACAGCGUGACCGACUUUUGGCAAACUGUCUUGCGCCCGAACUCAUCACCUUGAAAAAAGGUGCCCAGGUCAUGCUGAUCAAGAAUAUCGACGAAACCCUCGUCAACGGAUCCCUCGGUCGUGUCAUCGGCUUCAUGGACGAGCGACAAUUUGACAGCUAUAACAACAACGAGGACGCAUUCAUGCAAUCGCCUGGAGGCACCGUGCAGAGCACUACUGAUGCCGCGGCUGGUGGCGAAGCUGGAGAUCGACCUCGCAUGAUGGAAGGCAUUACCACUUCUCGCAAGUGGCCGCUCGUUCGGUUCGCCAUUGCAGAUGGCACCUGGCGCGAUCUUCUCUGCCAGCCAGAGACGUGGAAAGUCGAGCUUCCGAAUGGUGAAGUCCAGGCCUCUCGAGCUCAGGUACCACUCAUUCUGGCUUGGGCGCUGUCAAUUCACAAGGCGCAAGUCGUGCCACGAGCAUGGCAGGUCUGCAAGUGCUGA